Messenger RNA from Ectocarpus siliculosus, 1647 nucleotides. The record is from the annotation of a GenBank genome assembly. NCBI's taxonomy places the organism in Eukaryota, Phaeophyceae, Ectocarpales, Ectocarpaceae.
AUGUCCGACAAGUUCGUCGCCCAGGUCUGGUGCAACCGCGCCAUGCUGGUGGCAGCCGGGAGGGACUUCAUGAACCCCACCGAGCCCGGCCUAGUCGCCAAACGUGAACGUACCACCUUUCUUCACAUGAUACAGGGACUUGUUCGGGAGCCUAGCGCCGAAGGAGUGGUGAUAGUGGACGGGACAAAAGUGAUCCCCUCAAGAUACUUACACCCACCCACCACAGCCGGAGUCGAAGAAAUCGGUGGGGACAGUAGUGGCAGUGGCGGCAGGGGCCAACCCAAUCGGUUCGUGUUUUUACAGCGGUUGGUCCAACACGCCCGGGAAAAGAGAGAACAUGAGCGCCAGCUACACCGAGAACAACAGCAGCCGCAGCCACCACCGGAGGGUGUCAAGACCUCCGGCUCGACCGCCGCUCCUGUUCUUACCUCACAGGAGUUCCAACCUUUGCCAGAGAUCAACUACUACAUCGGAACGCUGGAGUUUACUCUUGGUUUCGACCUCGAAGCCAUGCCAACUGGUUCCGAAAACAAUACGGCGACCGCGCGAGUAUUGCCAAACCGUGGAGAUUCCCCCACUGUAACGGGAACAACCAAAUCGGGUUACCACAGCGUCGGUGAUGGCGAGGGUGACCGAGCUGAAAAUGGUCCUGGGGCUAACGCUUCUGUUGCAACGAUAAUGAGAGCCCUUUGGCCUCCAGAGUAUAUCCUCGAUACCGUCAUUCAGCCACUUUUCACGAAAGACGAGGAAGAAGAGCGUGCUGCUUCAUCCAUGGUAGGCUUGUUCGAUCGUGGGAGUUGGGGUGCUAGUCAGAGGGAGCGAAAGCAGCAAGGAGUCGUCAUUGUUUCAAGCGUGAAUUGCGGCUACCUGGAUAUGGCGUCAAAUUUUCUGCAGUCGGUGGGGCAAGCCGCAGGAGACGUGAAGGUGCUCUUCGUGGCGAGAGACGAGGUCGCAUUCGAUUUCCUAGACGCUCUGUCUCCCGGGUGUACGGUAUUCUUCCCUGAAGUGGGAUCGGAGAGGGCCCAUGCAAUACAAGCCGGGCAGUGGGGCGACAACAUCUUCAAGCAACAGACCGUUGCUCGCCCUGAUAUCCUUCUUCCCAUCCUUCGCCAGGGCUACAAGGCCCUAUACACCGACGUGGACAUUUUUUGGCUAGGAAAUGUCCUCUCUCUCUUGCCGAACUCCCGGGUAACCCAGACCCCUCCAGUGGAAGUGAUUCUCCAAGCAGACGCAAAACAGAAAUGUACUUGCUUCAUGUACCUCGACAGCACUCCGAAUGCAAUACGCCUGUUAGAGCUGUGGAAGCAGGAAAUCGCCGAGAAGUCCAGUUUUCAAGACCAGAGGGCCUUCCAAAGCCCGUUGGCUCAGAUGCAAGAAGCCGGUUUGGCGCUGCAACUGCUUCCUAAGGAGGCAAUGCUUCCGGGAAACAGAGGUUUCGACGAAACGUACGUGAAGAACAACUACGCGCUUUUGCAAGACAAGCUGCUGAUCGUUCACAACAACUGGAUCGUCGGUCACGACCCUAAACGAGAGCGUUUCCGCAUGGCCGGUCUGUGGGAGGUGGACGACUGGGAGUUCCCAACCUGCCAGCGGAGAAACCUUCGAUCGCAAGGAGGACGGAGUGGGUGGGAGUGGGGGUGGGGGUAA